Messenger RNA from Porites evermanni, 2491 nucleotides. The record is from the annotation of a GenBank genome assembly. NCBI's taxonomy places the organism in Eukaryota, Metazoa, Cnidaria, Anthozoa, Scleractinia, Poritidae.
GCAACACGACAGCAGAAGACUUGGCGUCGAGUACCUCUCUUUGAGGUAAGGUAUUCCAGUUUGUUCUCGCUUUUAACUUUCAUACUUGGAUAAAAACUGCGUGUGAUUUGACUAUAAAGUUUUCAGUAUAAAAGCGAUACACAAUUUGCCUAUCUUCAGUUACUAUUCUCCAGUUCUUGUUUUCACCAAACAAAUUAAAACUUGAGAAAAUUAUAGUGUACAUAAAACACAAAGGAUGAAAACGCAUUUCAAGCUGAGAUUGAAAUAGAUGUCGCAAGCAGUCAACUUAUUUAACUCCUGAUCUUCGCUUGUUUGGACCCAUCAAAAGAAGUAAAAUUUCUUUAUUAUGUCUGACAAUUUUACAUCUACUUUUGACUAAACUGCUUUUAAAUUAUUUUCAUUUUUGCAGUGUAUUUUCAACCUUCGAAGGAACGUAACCUGGAUGGUAAUGAUGUUUCGCUUGUCUGCGAUAGCCUUGUUGGUUUUCUUGGCCAGUACUUUCGGGCCAUCACAGGUUGGUAACGCGGUUAGAGUUACUGCUAUUGAAAAGGAGCUGUCAUUAAGAUUUCGCUCGCUCAUGUAAAGUGUACAGUACCCUCGGAGUAUCUGCAAUUCUAGGAUUUUUUGGGUGGGGAAAUUUGGAAAGUAUUGUAUUGGGUGGCUUGAUUUAAGUUGGCAUUUUUUGGGGUAUUCAAAACAAUCUCAAGAUUUGUGGUGGCUAAGUUUUUGGACCAGGGGUUUUUUGGGUUUUGAUUUUUGCCCCUAUUCGAUCAUCCCCGUCACUUGCUGAUAUCCGUAGUUCUCCACCUUUGCCGAAAUGUUAUUCGCUUUAGCAUUUUAUAUCCUCAACUUUCGAAUUUCACUUGAAAUUAAGUACACGCGUAACUAGCUAUUAAGAAAAAAGCACGCAAAUUAGGUUAGUCAGGACGGAAUCCUUUCCUGUAAUCAUUCAAAAGAAAAAAAAACGCUUUCAAAAGUACUUUGGCAUAGUGUUAUGAUAAUCUGUUUUUCAAUUUAUGUUUUCGUCUUAGAAGAUGAGAUUAGGCACUUGUUCUUUGGGGUUUCAGGCAACACUACGAGACCUACGAUGCCUGUUGAAAGUAAUCUACUGAAUUACUAAACUGGUAUGUAUAUUCUUGAUGUUUUUCAGGCUGACAUUGAGACCAAAAUAAUGGACAUGGACCGAAAACUCACGGUGAGAGGAAAAUUAGAGAAGCAGCGAAAUUUUACAGAACCGAGUCAGUCAUGCAUUUUAAAUUGCACAGAGUCCAGACGAUAGACCUGUGAUCACGAGGAAGAGUAGCCUCGGACCAGGCUCUGGGGUGGGGGAAAAACGCAAAAAACGGGCUGAAAUACAGGAGCAAAAAAAAUUCGGCCUGCAAAGCGGUGGACUGGGGAGAAGGAAAGGGCAGCGUCACCCUUUCGCUUCCCUAGACUACCGGUCGCCUCGCUUCGCUUGCCGAUUUUUUUUCUUCAUUUUCCGUCAAUGCGGAAGCUGGUCCCUGGCUAGAGUGGGAGCAAUUAACAACUGUCUUGAGUCGAACGGGCGACUAAAAAAAUUAGUCCAGUAGAAAAGAAAAGAAAAUUUUUCGCAAAAAUGAAAACUUAAGUAAAACUAAACAUUUAUCCGCAAACAAAUUGGCUCCUUAGGUCUUUUUCCCUCCCUAAACAAUAAAACGGAGAGCGAGACUGGGAAGAGCGUUUGAGGCUCUUGAGCUACGCUUGAAACCAAAAUUGAGAAAAAAACAGACUGUUUUACAGUCUGCUGUCGUCCCGACUGGCUGCCCCAUGCAUGCUCUGCCAGGAUGGGAUGAUCAAAGCCCAUUAAAACUUUUCUUUUUACUCUGACAAAUGCAGGCCCUCGAAAACAGGUUGAAUGGCGCCCACUUGCAGUGUGACGACGUGGCUACAGGUUGGGACCAAUAUGCCCAUGCGCCAAUCGUGUUUUUGGACCGACAAGACGUAAAGUGCCCAGAGGGAAAGUUCUUGGCUAGAUUUCAUCUCGUGAGGCAGCGUGGGGAUCCAAAUUCCCCUGUUCGCUUCGAUUACCGUUGCUGCAAGCUCAUUCUGUAAGGGUACGGCCUAGAUUUGUCCAGUCAGCAGUUGUUAUCUGAAUUCACGUACGAAUAAGCAAAAAUAUAAUACUGAAAUAAAAUUAGACAGCUCAAUUAACUAUUUGGUUAUUUGAUGGUUAUCAACAGGAGCCAUAAUCAGUGUAGGGUACCGGCACUUUAUAAUUUAUCCAGUAAUGGGUUUGACUCCAUCGAAAUAGCCAAAUGUGCUAUUUUUAGCACAAAUUGUUCCAUCUCGUGUGACACGCGUGCGCUUUUUUUGCGAGGGCACUGCGUAAAGGGUAAACGAACAAGAAAUUACUUCCAUAGGAGAUGAAUAAAUUCAAUUUCUGUUAUCAUUCCCUCGUCUGAAUUUGAGGCAAGACCUUGGGGAUCACCUCUUUGACAAUAACUCUGAAUAUGAGGACUGUGAAUGUUAA